This is a messenger RNA of Malus domestica (apple), 1107 nucleotides long. RefSeq names its product SNF1-related protein kinase regulatory subunit beta-3-like. Lineage: Eukaryota; Viridiplantae; Streptophyta; Magnoliopsida; Rosales; Rosaceae. Gene Ontology annotation, molecular function: protein binding. The record is from RefSeq and is a predicted model, not a curated record.
GUUUCUGUUUUGUUUUGAAAUUUUUGUUUUUCCUAGCGGAACCUCCUGGAAGAAAGUCCCUCGAGCUGGAUUUCCUGCAGCCAUUUCCUCCAACCAACAGCCCCCGCCCCGCUUUUCAAACUUUUCCACUAUAAAGUUUCAAUCUUUUCUCUGUUCGCCUGAUUAAGUGUUGGGCCUGCAAAAAUACUUAUUGUGGAUUGAUUGUUCUGCAUAUUGGUUUCAAGAGGAAAGUGGCACUGAGAAGCUAUAGAUUGGUGAUUAAAGGUUGGAGCUUUAGUCCAAUCAGAAGCAGUGCCAGUGAUGAGCGAAGUCCAUCGCUGCAUCCUUUGAAGACUUUUAGAGGGUUAUUAGUCUAUAAACUUCCUCUGUUGAUGAUCUUGUGUCUGCUAGUUCCCGUUUCAAAAUGAACAACUCAUUUGGUGAUGAUUAUGAUGAAGCAACUGUUGCAGGAUUCGAAGUUUUAAGAUCACCCGAUGCAAGUUACAACAACGUGUACCCUGGGAAUGAAGACGAGGCACGGGAUCCACCUCUUGUCCCUCCACAUCUGCAACAGACAUUACUUAGCUACCCAGCAAGUGCAGACACUGCCGGAACCCUUCCAGCACCGCAAAAUGUGACACUCAACCAUCUUUACAUUGAGAACCGGGAGACCCCGCGCUCUGUGGUCGCACUUGGGUUCACUCAUCGCUUUCGUUCAAAAUUUGUUUCAGUUGUGCUUUACAAACCAGUUCAAAGAAGUGGGACUACCAGCAGUUAGAAAUUGAACACUAGAAUACACCUACAUUAGCGGUGAAAGAUACUUAUUUCCUCACAGAAGCGUAUGAAAUUAGGUUUGAUUUCUUCCGAUUUCUUUGUAGACUUGAUGUAUUCUUCAGCGUAGACUCGCUAUACUGUGGAGUUUGCUGGUUAGGUUAUGAUCUCAUGCGAGAAUUGUUUAUUUGAAGUGAUGAGGAUCAUUUGAUUGCAUUUGUGAAUACAAAAUGCCUGCUUUAUACAGAUAAGGAAGCCUUCUCCUUGUAUUUGCAUAUCAUAUGGUUGAAUGAUAUAUGCAACUCUUGCAGGAACAUGCAUUCAAUUGUUGGUAAUAUAUAUGUAUUUGACCUAAAA